Molecule: messenger RNA, 1126 nt
Organism: Colletotrichum scovillei
Lineage: Eukaryota; Fungi; Ascomycota; Sordariomycetes; Glomerellales; Glomerellaceae
Product: glyoxalase/Bleomycin resistance protein/Dioxygenase
Exons: 1
Coding region: 560-1126 (188 amino acids)
Source: RefSeq, a predicted model, not a curated record
CCUUUCACCGCCGAGAAGCAAAAGCUCGGUCCCGAUGUCCUUCCCCUCCCAAUCUUUGUCCAAAAAGCAUCCCAUCAUUCCAUCUGGAAAACGCCCCGAGUCGCACUCGUAGGACAUGACACAAUGCCGAGCAUCUCAUUGGUCCAGAGAGAUGCUGUACGACUACGGGCGGACGUCCGGUCCGGGUCCUCGUCCAGCCGACUCGUCCAACGGCAACGGCCUUUGACGCCAAAACUCCGAAGUGGCGCACCCGUCCACGGACUGUUGUGACACUGAAUAUUGGACGCAACAAGCCACUCGGAGAUGCUUUUCGUAAGCAGACUUGGAGCCAUACUGAGCGAACCACGAGACUGAUUACGUUCCACAGAGGAAUGACGAUCAACAAGUACCUGCGGAUGUUUCUUAGACUCUCAGCCCAAGGUAAAGUAGAAUCUAAAUAUCGAGCUACCCCACAGCAAAUCUCGCUUUCCCUUUCCCCAGACCAUCCACCCGCAGAUCCUCCACACAUCACCACAUCAUCUCCACUCCACCGUACAGAUACAUAGCAAACCAAGACGACAUGGCGAUAAAAGCCUCCACCGGAGUCUGCAGACCCUCCGAACUGGCCCACCUCGUCCUCCGCACCGCCAACCCCGAAAAGCUAGUCUCCUUCUACCAAACCUUCCUCGACGCAAAAAUCACCGCCUCAAGCCCCCUCAUCACCUUCCUCACAUGGGACCACGAACACCACCGCCUCGCCAUCCUCAACGACCCCACCGCCGUCCCGCGACAAGACAACACCGUCGGUAUGGAUCACUUCGCCCUGACAUUCGACUCUCUCGGCGACCUGCUGCAGUCCUACAAAGCUCGUAGGGACCUGGGCAUUGAGCCUAUAUGGUGCGUCAACCACGGCAUGUCGACGAGUAUGUACUACCGCGACCCGGACGGCGGCAAGAUUGAGACGCAAGUGGAUGUGUUUGAGACCAAGGAGGAUGCUGUUGCAUAUAUGACGAGUGCAGAGUUUGGGGAGGAUCCGAGGGGGCCCAGGUUUGAUCCUGAGGAGAUGGUUAAGAGGUUUGAGGCUGGCGAGGAUGAGAAGAGUUUGAUGAAGAGGACGGCUUUUGCGAAGGAGGAGACGAAGGGCUGA